AUGAAAAUAAUUUAUAUCUUAUUAUCUACUGUUUAUCUAUGUAAGGCAUAAAUAAAUAUGGCAUUUUGUGACGAAUAUAUUGAAUAUGAUGUGAAUAAUUUUGGAAAAUUUAUUUCUAAUGUUAAACUUUCAAAUAGCACAGAUGCCAUCUUAGCUGAAAAAAGAGUUCUUAUUAUUGAUGAUAAUCUUAAUGUAUUAAGUUCAGUGUCUAUACCUAAAACUUAAACUCAUAACUGCGAAUGGAUAUUCAAUUAUAACAAUGAUACUUUCUUUGUUGGAUGCUAAAAGAAUGGAGAAGCACCUUAUUUAAUUGCUUAUAAAAGUAUUAAUAAAACUCAUUAUGCAUAAUUUGGUGAUAUUGUGUACUUCCCUAAUUUAAAUGAAACAGUUAUUAAAGUUACCGGAGUCUUAAAUACACUUUUUACAGUUUAGGCCAAGAAAGUAAUAUUGUUCACUCUAGUAAUGUCGGCAGCAGAAUGGAGUAUUAAGACAACUCAAAAUGUUUUGGAUAAGAAUUAUUUUGCAAGAACUACUGAAAUCAAUGUCACAGAUAUAGCUUAUGCACCUUAUUCAGAAGAUAAAUUAUAAUAUUAUAAAUUGAUUGUAGUUGAAUUUAGACUUGGAGCAUUUUGGGUAGAUGCUGUAGUAAAAAAUGAUAUACUCUCACCUUUUAGAACUGGCUUAAUUAACCUUUAAGCACAUUUUAAUGAAUACUAUUCAAAAUAAUAUCAAUCAGUUGUCAUCCAUUCCACAACCUAAAAUGUAUCUUAACUUAAUUUUAAUCUCUUUUUAUAUCAAAAGUAUUAUGAUCUAAACAUCAGGGCAGUUUAUGUAUCAACUUCAAAAACGACAAUUUAAGUUAAUAAUUAUUUUUCAUCAAAUGGCUGGCCAACAUGGGGUAAACCAAUUGUAUUUGGAAACUUGUAAGGGAUCCUUCGUAGAAAUACAUUAAAAUAAAGCAUUUUUAAUGUUUAUAAUAUCAUGAUUCCUUAUGCUUCAGUCUAAAACGAAAAUAAUUUAACUGCCACAACUUAUGAACCAGUAGAUACUUUCACCUCUCCUCCAUAAGAUUAUUCUAUAUAUUAUUUUAAUUCUGGCUAUAGAGUGGUGCAUAGUAUAGAAGAUAAUAAAUUAUAAAGUUGCGAUCUUUACAAUUACAAAUUAUAAAUGGAAUGAUAUUAUACAUAAAUAAG
This is a messenger RNA of Paramecium sonneborni, 1193 nucleotides long. Lineage: Eukaryota; Ciliophora; Oligohymenophorea; Peniculida; Parameciidae. The record is from the annotation of a GenBank genome assembly.